Messenger RNA from Penicillium daleae, 936 nucleotides. Its product is annotated as putative protein phosphatase PP1 regulatory subunit Sds22. The record is from RefSeq and is a predicted model, not a curated record. Lineage: Eukaryota; Fungi; Ascomycota; Eurotiomycetes; Eurotiales; Aspergillaceae. The coding region runs from base 1 to 936 and encodes 311 amino acids. Gene Ontology annotation, molecular function: protein binding. The transcript is spliced from 5 exons.
AUGAAGAACAAGGAAGGCUGGGACGGCAAAUUACGAGUCGAGCCCAAAGCGGUCAUCACGAAUCCAGAGGCUCUGGAGGACUCAGAUUACUCGGACCCGGAGGCACCGCCUGUCGAGGAGAUCGACGCGGAUGAGGACUUGCUGGCGGAUGAGGAUGUGAACGUGGAGAACCAAAUAACACGCAUCAACUUCCCACCCGAUAUCGCCGAGUCAUUGACGGAGCUUGAUCUCUACGAUAACCUCAUUUCGCACGUGAAGGGCUUGGACGAGUUCCAGAACCUGACCAGCCUCGAUCUUAGCUUCAAUAAGAUCAAGCAUAUCAAGAAUGUGGAACACCUCAAAAAAUUGACGGAUAUCUACUUUGUCCAGAACAAGAUCUCUCGGAUUGAAGGGCUUGAGGGGCUGGAUAGGUUACGGAAUCUGGAACUGGGAGCGAAUCGAAUCAGGGAAAUCGAGAAUCUCGACACGCUUUCCUCUCUCGAGGAGCUCUGGCUCGGAAAGAACAAGAUCACAGAGAUGAAGAACCUGGACGCUCUCUCCAACCUCCGCAUAAUCUCCAUCCAAUCCAACCGCCUCACCAACAUCACCGGACUCUCCAACCUCCCCAACCUGGAAGAACUCUACCUCUCCCACAACGCCAUCACCGACCUCUCCGGUCUCGAAACAACCACCACCCUCCGCGUCCUCGACUUCUCCAACAACCAACUCUCCCACCUCGAGCAUCUCGGCACACUGAAGAAUCUGGAGGAGCUGUGGGCGUCUAAUAACCAGCUCACGAGCUUUGACGAGGUCGAGCGCGAGCUGAAGGAUAAGGAGAAGCUGGAGACGGUGUAUUUCGAGGGGAAUCCGCUGCAGACGAAUGGUCCGGCUGUGUACCGGAAUAAGGUGCGGUUGGCGUUGCCGCAGAUCAAGCAGAUUGAUGCGAGUAUGUUGUGA